AUGACCUCGCCUACGUCGCAUCGAUUCUCCGGCUACACCCACCGAUCCACCGGAAGCGACUCGGCAGGCCGCCCGCACAGCAGCGAUGGCAAGCAGAAGAACAUAUGGUCGUCGAUGCUGGAUGGCGUGUCGAGCGGGAAGCGGUUACCGGAGAAGAGCUUGCUAGUCCUGGGAGGCACGCCCGACACGCAAAAGGAGUUUUUGGAGUCGCUGACCAUGGACGAGAAUGGUCGGAGGAGACCUCCGGAUCGCGGCAGGAAACCACCUGUUGCGAAUCAGUUUGCGCUAGGUUACACGUAUCAGGACGUCCUGGACGCCGACCACGAAGAUAUUCUCGCCCGUCUCUCACUCUAUCUCCUUACCGACCCCUCUCCCUCCUUUACACCGCUCAUCAAGCCGCUUCUGACCCCGCAGACCCUCCCGAACAUGCUCAUUGUAAUUCUGCUCGAUUGGUCGCAACCAUGGUCCUGGGUGCGCCAAUUGCGCGAAUGGAUUCGCGUUCUGCGCUCGCUCAUGGUUUCGCUCGACGACGAGUGCAAGGACGUCAUGGAAGAGAACAUAAUCUCAUGGCGCGAACGCGGUCGUAAAAACAAUCUCGAUGGCUCCCCUGGAACGGCAACGGAUGGCGAUGUCAGCAUCCCUGUAGGUCCUGGCGAAUGGGACGAACCCCUGGGUCUUCCGUUAUGCGUUGUGUGUCAAAACGCCGACAAGAUCGAAGCACACGAACGUGAAAGGGGCUGGAAAGAGGAGGAAUUCGAUUUCGUGUUGCAGUACCUGCGUACUAUCCUACUCAAGCACGGCGCCAGUUUGGUCUACACAAUGCCCAGCGCCCCUGGUGCCCUGCAGACGCUCGUCCAUUCAAGUCUCAGUAUCCAAAGCCUGCUGCAGAAGAAGCAGCUCAAGCACAACGUCAUUGAUCGCGACCGCGUCCUCGUGCCACCCAACUGGGACUCUUGGGGCAAGAUUCGUGUGUUGCGCGAAGGUUUCGAUGCCGAAGGGGUUAGCCAAGCGUGGUCUGUCGACAUCCAGGCGCCACCCGCAUCCCAGGAACAGGAGGAGCCCGCAACGAACGGCGACUUCAAUGGCGAAAACGGAGCCGUGACUGCAAUCAGGCCGCCACCUCCGCCACAGGAAGAGGAAGAAGGUACCGCCGUCGCCGUCUACGAAGAGACCAUUCGCGACCCGGCACGCGACUCUUUGCUCACCACGGGCACGCUACCAACCUCGCAUCCGGGCAUCGAGAUCGAGAGCCAAGACAAUCAAAUGUUCCUGCAAUCGCAAUUGGAGGUCCUCGACAAGUUGCGCACGGAAGACGAGAAAGCGAAGGCGGCAUCGUCAAAGGAGGCGAAGAAGAUGGGCUCUGGCUCAGGCGCAGGAGGAGGCGCGGCCUACCUGUCUCAUACGGACACGGCUGGCACAGGUGCCGGCAGCGGCGUCGUCGAAGAGCAUAUCGGACCUGUGCAGUUCAACAUGGGCGGUAUCCAAGUCGAUGCCGACGACAUGCUGAAGAGGCUGAAGGACCGUGAAGCCAGCCGCGACGCCGCCGAGAACGGCGACCCAGGGUCCGGCGUCACGAGCCCCGUUGACGACGGCAAGACAGAGAACGAGCGUCUGGCCAGUUUCUUCGCAGGUCUCAUGAAGCGGGGCGGAGGCACGGGCAGCGCCGGAGGCACGAGGCCGCAGACGCGCGCCGGGCCUGAGUGA
Messenger RNA from Aplosporella prunicola CBS 121167, 1704 nucleotides. RefSeq lists its product as uncharacterized. Gene Ontology annotation, biological process: microtubule cytoskeleton organization; microtubule-based movement. Gene Ontology annotation, cellular component: centrosome; cytoplasmic dynein complex. The record is from RefSeq and is a predicted model, not a curated record. Bases 1 to 1704 code for a protein of 567 amino acids. The transcript is spliced from 4 exons. Lineage: Eukaryota; Fungi; Ascomycota; Dothideomycetes; Botryosphaeriales; Aplosporellaceae. Gene Ontology annotation, molecular function: dynein heavy chain binding.